Strongylocentrotus purpuratus (purple sea urchin) is the source of this 1705-nucleotide messenger RNA. RefSeq lists its product as uncharacterized. The transcript has 6 exons. Lineage: Eukaryota; Metazoa; Echinodermata; Echinoidea; Camarodonta; Strongylocentrotidae. The coding region runs from base 248 to 1078 and encodes 276 amino acids. The record is from RefSeq and is a predicted model, not a curated record.
UCUGUAAAAUCUCAUCAGUUAUUAUUAUAUAAACAGGACGGGAGCAAACAUUGAACAUCUAGGACAAGAUCAAUCAUCACAGAUGUCAUCCAAAUAAAAUAUUUAUUCUUUUUGGAAUUAAUUAAUUGCAUUCUCGGCGUCGUGAAUGUGUUGAACAUAGACUGUUUGAGGAAGAUCCUAUAAAUAAUCGUCUCGCCGCCAUCAUUUUACCCUGUCUAUCUGCGGAUCUGAGCUGAAAGGUUUCAAAAUGUCCGAUUUGUUAACAUUGGUUUUCCUCGCGCUCUUAAUUGCUGGCAGUAGUGCAGCACAUUCGACAGACCCAAAGGAUUAUUGCUCCCCGUACAAAUUCACGGUCACACAAGUUGGUAUCGAAGCGACCCUAAAAGAUGGGAUCGCUCUUGGAGGGAGGCAUCGUAUCUUCUCUGUCCAGGACUAUCUUAAUCAGAGAUUCUACUUCAACUACACACUAACAACCGUUAAUGCAAAUGCCCGUGUAAUUCGGACCGUCGCGUAUGAGUUGAUCAUCGACCAACCUACAAAUGCACGAUACGAGAUAAGAAAUGGAGUUUGCAAGCACACGACCAUCCCAGACGCCGUUUCUUCGCAUCUGACAAGAUGUUUGAGUGAUAAAAUGAAACACCAAGGUUCGUCGUUCAUCGGCGGGUUCAAAUCAUCGGACAAAGCUCUCCGCUUUGAAACCUUUAGCAUGAACCUCGAGAUGGCCGACGACAGCCACGGUAACACCGGUGGUAUUGGUGGUCUGACCGGACAUCUAUGGUCGACCUAUGUUGCGAACCCGGACGAUCCUGGGACUUAUCUUCAAGUCAAAGAAGAGAUGAUUGGAACGGUAAAUGUUCCGUCUGUGACAUCGGACACGUCGAGUACUGUUUCAUCCAUGUUCAGUUCUGACUUCGUAGACUACCAGGACGAGGUCGAUGAAGCAUGGUUUCAAGUUCCUGAAAACUGUCGUCAGCUUGCUGGUGGCAAGCGCAAGAGACGAUCUCCUCGCGCUCCGAUCUCUUCCGAACAUUUCCGACUGGCUCACUAUGCAGCCGCCAUGUUUGCCCACGAACCCUAAGAUCGCUUAAUGCCUCAAGAUGAAGGGGGAGAAAGAGAACUUACGAUCGAGUAGAAACACUUUCAUCAAUUUAAUAUGUUUUAUCUUUCAACUUAUACAUGUGUAUUAGGAAAUACAUCCAAUGAAUUAUCUGUAUGGAUUUAUUUACCAUUAUAAAAGUAGUUGUGUAGGUCAUAGUCAGUAUUGACGCUUUCUAAUCAGAAUGAUACAACAUUAUUCAUGUUUUAAGAAUACUGACAUCAUUUUUGUAAAUUGUGACCCUGUUUAGGUAAUUCAAAAGAAGAAGGGUCGACUUGAUUGGUGUCAUUUUUUAUUAGCAGUUUCUUGUUUAUUUCAAGAACGCGAUUUCUUUAACAUCGGGUGAAUCGGUAUAAAACCCAUUAUAAAAAUUACCAAAUAAUCAUUUUGUACAUAGUAUGGGAAAGACCCAUUCUUAUCAAUUUUUUAUAUCUUAUUUGGCACUCAGUGCAGUUAUUUAGUUAUGAACUCUAUAUUUUCCUCUGUUGCAGAUCAUUAACUUUUCCUAGUGAUCAAAGGGGGGUACGUGACCCCCCCCCCGCGGCACGUAUUUGCUUUAAUACUUUUACACACAUUUAAUUUGAGAUGUGUGACAUCCACCGACCCCCC